This is a messenger RNA of Austrofundulus limnaeus, 4331 nucleotides long. RefSeq names its product kinesin family member 28 (gene kif28). Gene Ontology annotation, molecular function: microtubule binding; ATP binding; microtubule motor activity. NCBI's taxonomy places the organism in Eukaryota, Metazoa, Chordata, Actinopteri, Cyprinodontiformes, Rivulidae. Gene Ontology annotation, biological process: microtubule-based movement. The record is from RefSeq and is a predicted model, not a curated record.
GUCUGCCUCCUGUCCUACCUGCCAGCUGCACCAUGAGGGCCAAGGCCUCCGAGGUCCACAACAAAGACUGUGUUAAAGUGGCUGUCAGAGUGCGACCGUUCAACAAGAGAGAGCAGGAUGCAGGCAGUCGCUGUAUUGUCUCCAUGGCGUCGACCUCCAUCAGCAUCCAGGACCCACGUGAGUCCCAGAACCGACGGGCGUUCUGCUUCGAUUAUGCUUAUUGGUCCCACAGCGGCUUCGUCAGAGACCACAGGGGUCUCUAUGUUCCUGAAGAGCCAGGGGGGCGAUACGCUGACCAGAACAGUGUGUUCCAGGAUUUGGGAGAAGGAAUCCUGGAGAACGCUCUGCAGGGUUACAACGCUACACUGUUGGCAUACGGCCAGACCGGCUCAGGGAAGAGUUACUCCAUGAUGGGCUACGGGCCGAACAAAGGUCUCGUCCCCAAACUCUGUGAGCGACUGUUUCAAGCAAUCCGAGAAAACCAAGAAAGCGGACAGUGUCAGGUUUUCUUCAGUAUGUUGGAAAUCUAUAAUGAACAGGUUGUUGACCUGCUGUCCCGGGGGUCUCGUAACCCAGGUGGACUCAGAGUCCGGGAGGAGCAGCAAAGAGGUUUCUAUGUGGAGGGUCUUCGUAUGAUCCCCUGCGAGAGUGCUCCACAGGUGGAGCAGCUGAUGGAACAAGGAACCAGGACCAGAACCACAGCUGCGACACAUGUGAACGCCAACAGCAGUCGGUCACACAUGCUCAUAAUCCUGCAGCUCAAACAGAUCUUUUCCAAAGAGAGCACCACGAAGCAGUCCAACAUCAACCUGGUGGACUUGGCUGGCAGUGAGCGUCAGAGGUCAUCAGGGUCUGAAGCCGACAGACUCAAAGAGGGAACAGCCAUCAACCUGAGCCUCACCACUCUGGGCAACGUUAUCAGCGCUCUUGCUGAUGUGGCCGUGGGGAAGAGGGUUGUUCACAUCCCUUACAGAGACUCGGUUCUCACCAAGCUGCUCCAGUCUGCUCUGGGAGGCAACAGUCGCACGGUUAUGAUUGCCACCCUGAGUCCUGCAGAUAUCUGCUAUGAAGAGUCUCUCUCCACCCUACGCUACGCUGAGAGGGCAAAGCGUAUCCAGAACCGGGCGGUGGUGAACGAGAGCCCCACUGAGCGCCUUGUUAAAGAGCUGAAGGCCGAGAACGCCAGACUGCUGCAGCGUCUGAGCCGAAUGGGUCAGGAGGGCCGCAGAGCCAGUGAAGAGACCAAGGAGCUCCGUCAGCUGCUGACCCACAACGAGCUCCAGAUCCGAGCCAUUCAGACUCUGUGGGAGCAACAUCUGCAGGAGGCGCUGAAGGACUGGGAGCAGCAGUAUGCCACACUCACACAGGAGAGGAGGAUGAUGCAGAUGCAUCCCUACAUCUUGAACAUCAACGAGGAUGCUCAGCUGUCGGGGGUGGUGAAGCUUUUCAUCCAGGAGGGUGAGUGGAUCAUCGGCCUGUUUGACUCCUCACAGAGAUCCAUUUCUAUCAAGGGUUUAGGGAUCCAGGAGCGUCAUGCUGUGUUCAGGAAUGAAAAGCGGCGUGUUACACUGACACCCCUACCAGGUUCAAAGGUUAUCGUUAAUGGGAAUGCUGUGUACCAAACAACUGAACUGCAGCACCUGGAUCGUCUCAUUUUGGGUUCGAACUCCACCUACCUGUUCAUUGGUUAUCCAUCAGAAAGAGGCGCAGAUGACUGGAGCCGCUACGACUAUGACUACUUCCAGUCUGAGCUGGCAGCUGCUGAGGGCAUCCAUCUGGGAGAGUCCAGUGCUGGAUCCAAUCAGACUGACCCCAGUCUGCUGGCCGUCUUCUAUGACUACAUCAAGCUGAUGCCCAUGGUGGCCGAGGCCAACCAGAUGAGCCAGGAACUGAACAAGGGAGUGGAGUUUAAACUGGAGAUCAAGAAUCUUGCGCUGUCGGACUCCAGAGGUCACGAUCUGCAGAAAGACAUUGUAGUUCGAGUCACCUCCAGAGGAAGCAAACAGGUUUGGGUGUGGUCCAAAGCCAAAUUUGUAAACCGCAAGUUUCUGAUGGAAGAGGUCUACCAGCAGUUCCAGGCUGAACAGAGAGAGGGUGAAAGAGCCGAGGGACUCUCAGCAGUUGCUUUACCCAGAGAGAAAGACCCGUUCUGGGAUCCAGUGGAGCCUUUGCUCCUGGGUAUGGCUCACCUCUGGCUGCAAUCUUUAGCCUUUCACAUCCCAUUGGAAGAGCAGCUAGAGGUGCUGGGCUCAGAGGGCACGGAGGAGGCCAUUCUACAAGCUCAGUUGGUCCCCUGUACUUCUACUGGACUUUUCAGGUUGUUUGACUGCAGCCAGCCUCUCUACACUCCAGCUGUGUGGCACAACAUCAAUCCUCUGUUGGAUCAUCGGGUCCACUUCACUUCCCUCUGCACCUCCCAACGUCUGCUGGACUACCUGCAGAGCAGCGCCGUGGUGGUGGAGCUCUGGGGUCUUCAAGAGGGUUGCACUUCCCUGAGCUCGUCUCUUGAAGCAGUGAAGAUGACGGCAGAGGGCACCUUCAUCAUAGAUGAGCCGGGUCCACCAGAGACUGCAGCUGCAGGCUCUGGGCUCAGUGGUUCAAUCAGAGCUCUUCAGCGGGACUUGGAGGAACUGAGGAGUGUUAAUGUUUCCCUCAGAAAAGAAAACCAAAGUCUGAGAGAACAACUCAACUCAGCCAAGAAUGGAGAGGGUGUGCGUGGACGCUCGAUGCGUCCCAGCUGUGAUGCAGAGUUUGCUCGUGCUUUGAAGGUUUUCUACCACAGCAUGACUUCAGUCAGAGCUCAGCUGCAGCGCCUGCACAGACACAGGCCCAGUGAGGAGUCGGACCUGCUCGGGCUCAGGCUGUUUGUGGACGAGCAGAGUCGUCUGCUGAAGGACUUCUCGGAGCAGCUGGAGCAGAGCGUCUCCACGCUCAAACAAGAUGUAGCCGCCAUUGUUCGUCGCAAACGAGAGCGGUCAGGAAUCUGGUCUUAACUUAAAGUUAUUUAAACUUUAAAUAUGUCUGGUCAUUCUUUACUCUGGAUAUUCAAAAGGAGAUGUAGACCCUGAGAACUUCACUCCUGAGUGAUGUACUACAAAGUUGAUAGUUUUCUUCUAACCUGGUUACUCAUUACACAUUUGCAGUAAUUUUAUUUGUAAGAAACUCCUUAAUUUAAUUCUUUUUAUAGAAAAAUUAUACUGAAACAUGUCAUCAGAAAUGAUUAAAUGUCUAAAAUUAACCAGGUUAAUAAACUUUGAGGUUAAGUCUAUUUUUAUGCCUUUACCUUUAAUGUCAGAAUCAAGUUUUAGAUUUUGUUAAACUAGCUAACACAACAGCCAUGUUGGCCUUGCUUCAUAGUACCCCCCCUCCCCCCACUAUAUUAUAAGUCAAUGAAUAAGCAGGUUUAUUAGACUGAAGUUUACAAAAUGUUUAUUAAGCUGCAUGUAAAAGGUUACAGUUCUAAACUGCAAAUAAAUUAGGUACACGCUUCAAAAUUCACCAUGUUAUUGAACUCAUGUUUUUAAGUUGCUGCAACUUUGAGGUGUCUCACUCACUGCUGAGUAUUGAAUAUUAUCGACUAAAGCAAACAAAUUUUUACAAGUUAAAAAGCAAAGAGCUGUGUUUUUAUAACGUUCACGUUUUUUUCUUUUCUUUUUGAGCAUCUUAUGUCUCAUUUAGAGAUAAAAGCACAGCCGUUAAUGCUGGAAAGCAGUCAUGAGAAAGUACAGACAGUUGCUGUAGGUCCAAAGAAAACCUCGUUGUGGGCUCAUGUACAGUAGAAGAGAAAGAAGGCAGAUUAGGAAUCACACUACAGAAAAUGUAUGUACAACAGAGGAAGACAAACAAACUAGGCCAUAAAAACCUCAGAACAAAUGUUGUUGUGAUUAGGAGAUGAACAGUAGUCUAGAUUCACCAGAAUGAAUCUGUCAACUCAUUGUGCUGCUCUCCUAAAGUGUUAACUGCUAUUAAUCUGUGGUAAUUAAAGUAAAAUGUCACAAUAGUGACAAUUAUGGUUUAGACAGAGGCAGCAGUGAAAGUUACAGAGGUAAACUUGACCUGCUGUGGGUCAGACAUUGUCAGUUUUCUUAUGAGUUGAUGACUUAACUUUGUAGGAAACAGACAGUAAUGGAUCUGCAGGUCAGAGAAAAGGCUGAGGGUACAGGUGAGGUAGGUUAAUUACAUCUCAAACAAACGUUUAUAAUAUACACUUCCUGUAACAUUUACUUUACAAGCAGAACAACUUUUCACCGUCAGGUUUCUGCACCUCUUUGGGCACAGUGUACAGAAGCAGGUCAGUGUAGAACACGCCAAAAAAAAAAAAAAAAAAAAAA